CGGCAGCCAUCCAUCCCUCUAGUCUUCCGUACGCCAUACACGAAUCGAAGCCGCAAAUCCACCGUCGAAUUCUCCUUUUUCUUCAUGUUGUGCGAGAACCCUAGCACUCCCUCUCUCAUCUUGCUUCUUCUCCUCGGCGAUGAUUAAGUGCCUAGGGGCUCGCAGCCGUGGCUUCAGUCCGAGAUCUAGAUGAUGCUGUUUUGGUUGUCGACGUCGUCGCACGCCGGAGCUGAGCUUCUGUCACUUUUGCAUCCGGUUCGUUCCCGCGCCGUCAAUCGCUAUCUCUUUCGAUUGCUUAGUUCGCUGACCAGCGGUUCAGACUCUCCGUGCUUACAAGGACAAGAGGGGGAUCAACUGUUUAUAAUACAUGGCUGAUAAUCGCAAUGUUAAUAAUGUCACGGUGCGAGCAAGUACAUCCAGUCCCUUCACAAUUAAUAUUGAAAACUUCAGCAAACGGAUAAAGUUGUUGUACUCCCACUGGAAACAGUUCAAGAAUGAUCUAUGGGGUGGCUCGGAGGUUUUCUCCAUAGCUACUCCUCCUCAUUCAGAGGACCUCCGUUACCUAAAAUCUUCUGCGUUGAAUAUGUGGUUGGUCGGUUAUGAGUUCCCAGACACAAUCAUGGUUUUCAUGAAGAAACAGAUCCAUUUUCUGUGUAGCCAAAAGAAAGUAUCAUUACUUCAGUCUGUGAAAAAACCCGCUGAGGAUGCUUUGGGUGUUGAAGUCAUAAUGCAUGUGAAGGGAAGAAAUGAUAAUGGUUCUGCAUUAAUGGAUGAUAUAUUUGAAGCUGUCGGUGCAGAGUCACGGUUGGAUGGCUAUGACAACCCUAUUUUUGGGCAUAUUGCCAGAGAAACUCCUGAAGGGAUUUUUCUAGAGGUGUGGGAGGAGAAGUUGAAGAAUGCUAAUUAUCAACUCACUGAUGUAACUAAUGGGUUCUCGGACCUGUUUGCUGUGAAAGAUUCUCUUGAGAUUACAAAUGUGAAGAAGGCUGCUUACCUGACUUCCUCUGUCCUGAAAUAUUUUGUCGUCCCGAAACUAGAGCAGAUCAUUGAUGAGGAGAAGACAGUCACUCAUUCUUCCUUAACUGAUGAUACUGAAAAAGUCAUAACUGAACCUGCAAGGAUAAAGGUGAAGCUGAAAGCUGACAAUGUUGAUAUCUGCUACCCACCAAUUUUUCAGAGCGGAGGACAGUUUGAUCUGAAACCAAGUGCAACAAGCAAUGAUGACUAUCUAUUCUAUGAUAAUACAGCUGUUAUCAUAUGUGCGAUUGGGUCUCGUUACAGUAAUUAUUGCUCAAAUGUGGCUAGGACAUACCUAAUUAAUGCCAACUCGCUGCAGAGCAAGGCAUAUGAGGUCCUCCUGAAGGCCCAUAUUGCAGCAAUAGCUGCUUUAAAGCCUGGAAAUAAGGCUGUAGAUGUCUAUAAAGCAGUUGUUACUGUUGUGAAAAAUGAGGGGCCUGAAUUUGCUCCCCACUUGACAAAAUCUGCAGGAACUGGAAUAGGCCUUGAGUUUCGUGAAUCAAGCCUCAGUUUAAAUGGAAAAAAUGACAAGAUACUUAAAACUGGCAUGAUCUUCAAUGUAUCUUUAGGUUUUCAGAAUUUGCAAAUAGAGACCAACAAUCCAAAAACACAGAAAUUUUCUUUAUUGCUUGCAGACACAGUUGUCAUUGGUGAAACUACCUCAGAAGUGGUAACCUCCACAUGUUCAAAAGCAGUGACAGAUGUGAAUUAUUCAUUUAAUGAUGAUGAAGAAGAGCCCCAAAAAACCAAAUCCAAGCCUAGAGCUGCUGACACACUCCCAUCCAAGGCAACACUAAGAUCAGUUAACCAUGAGGUAUCGAAGGAGGAGUUAAGGAGGCAGCAUCAGGCAGCACUGGCUCAACGGAAAAAUGAGGAGACAGCAAGGAGGCUUGCUGGUGGCGGCUCUGAAGGGUCAAAUCGUGGUCCCCUGAAACCAUCCGGUGAGUUGAUUGCAUAUAAGAAUGUCAACGAUCUACCUCUGCCAAGAGACUUCAUGAUUCAGGUAGACCAGAAACAUGAGGCCAUCCUCUUACCCAUAUAUGGCAAGAUGGUGCCUUUCCAUAUUGCUACUGUGAAGAGUGUUUCCAGUCAACAGGACACUAGUCGUACGUGUUACAUUCGAGUAAUCUUUAAUGUACCUGGUGCUCCUUUUGCUCAGAGUGACCCCAACUUACAGAAGUUCCACGAUUCAAUUUAUGUUAAAGAAGUAUCAUUUCACUCCAAGGAUCCAAGGCAUAUUAGCGAAGUUGUUCAAGCUAUCAAGACCCUCCGCAGGCAGGUUGCAUCCCGUGAAUCAGAGAAGGCUGAGAGAGCAACGUUAGUCACACAAGAGAAACUCCAGGUUGCUGGAGCAAAAUUCAAGCCAAUUAGGCUAUCUGACUUGUGGAUCCGUCCUGUUUUUGGUGGUCGUGGAAGAAAGCUUAGUGGUACCUUAGAAGCACAUGCAAAUGGAUUUCGUUAUGCAACAUCAAGACAUGAUGAACGGGUGGAUAUCAUGUUUGGUAAUCUUAAACAUGCAUUCUUCCAGCCAGCUGAAAAAGAAAUGAUAACUCUCUUGCAUUUCCAUCUGCACAACCACAUAAUGGUGGGAAACAAGAAAACAAAAGAUGUUCAAUUUUAUGUUGAGGUCAUGGAUGUUGUACAGACGAUUGGAGGUGGAAAGAGAUCUGCAUAUGACCCUGAUGAGAUUGAGGAGGAGCAGCGAGAGAGGGAUAGAAAGAACAAAAUUAGCUUGGACUUUCAAAACUUUGUGAAUAGAGUCAAUGAUUUGUGGGGACAAUCUCAAUUCAAGUCAUUUGAUUUAGAGUUUGAUCAGCCAUUGAGAGAACUUGGUUUUCAUGGGGUGCCACAUAAAUCAUCUGCAUUCAUAGUUCCAACAUCAACCUGCCUUGUUGAGCUCAUUGAACUACCAUUUGUGGUAAUCACCCUUGGCGAGAUUGAAAUUGUUAAUUUGGAGAGAGUUGGUCUCGGUCAGAAAAACUUUGACAUGACUAUUGUAUUUAAGGAUUUCAAGCGAGAUGUAAUGCGGAUUGAUUCAAUUCCCACAUCGUCGCUAGAUGGUAUUAAGGAGUGGCUGGAUACAACAGAUAUCAAGUACUACGAGAGUAGGCUAAAUCUGAACUGGAGGCAAAUAUUAAAAACAAUCACUGAUAAUCCUGAACAAUUCAUCGAGGAUGGUGGAUGGGAAUUUUUGAACUUGGAGGCUAGUGAUUCAGAUUCUGAUAAUUCUCAGGAGUCAGAUCAAGGAUAUGUCCCUUCAGAUGUGCAAUCCGACUCUGUCUCAGAGGAGGAGGAUGAUGACAGCGAGUCACUAGUGGAGUCCGAGGAAGGUGAAGAAGAUGAUUCUGAUGAAGAGUCCGAAGAAGAUAAAGGGAAGACCUGGGAGGAGCUGGAAAGGGAAGCUAGUAAUGCAGAUAAAGAGAAGGGAAAUGAAUCAGAUAGUGAGGAAGACAGAAAAAGAAGGAAAAUGAAGGCUUUUGGGAAGUCUCGACCACCAGCAAGAAGACCAAGAGGAGGAGGAGGUAGCCUCCCUAAGAAAUCCAGGUUUAGAUGAAGAGGUUGCGUCCCUACCAUCGGAAAUCGAUAAUAGAAUAGCCUGCUUGUAAUCUUGCAAGCUAGAAGAAAAUGGCAGGUCGAGGAAAUCUGGUAAUUCAAACUAUAGAGCCUUGAGCAGGUCGAGGAAAUUGUUGGCAUUGUAUUGUUUAGUAGUUAAGGUGAUUUGGAGGUUUGUACUUGGGAGAUGUUAAUACUUAGUACUUUUGAAUCUUUAGUGUUCAUGAUAUCUAACUCUGGUUCUACUAGUUUCUACUCAAUUUCUUAAUUGUAGACAGUUGUUGCAAUACAACACGACUUAUCAAAUAUAAUCCUAUUUAGAAUAUCUAAAUAAAAA
This is a messenger RNA of Salvia splendens (bonfire salvia), 3907 nucleotides long. Its product is annotated as FACT complex subunit SPT16. The coding region runs from base 368 to 3571 and encodes 1067 amino acids. Lineage: Eukaryota; Viridiplantae; Streptophyta; Magnoliopsida; Lamiales; Lamiaceae. Gene Ontology annotation, biological process: transcription elongation by RNA polymerase II. The record is from RefSeq and is a predicted model, not a curated record. Gene Ontology annotation, cellular component: FACT complex. The transcript has 3 exons. Gene Ontology annotation, molecular function: nucleosome binding.